This is a messenger RNA of Lutra lutra (Eurasian river otter), 3325 nucleotides long. RefSeq names its product GLE1 RNA export mediator (gene GLE1). The coding region runs from base 97 to 2199 and encodes 700 amino acids. Gene Ontology annotation, molecular function: translation initiation factor binding; phospholipid binding; inositol hexakisphosphate binding. Gene Ontology annotation, biological process: regulation of translational termination; regulation of translational initiation; poly(A)+ mRNA export from nucleus. Lineage: Eukaryota; Metazoa; Chordata; Mammalia; Carnivora; Mustelidae. The record is from RefSeq and is a predicted model, not a curated record. Gene Ontology annotation, cellular component: nuclear pore cytoplasmic filaments; nuclear pore; cytoplasm. The transcript is spliced from 16 exons.
UCCCGGAAGCGGAAGCGAGGGUCCGUUUCCGGGCGGCUGAUUCGAGGACUUGUUUUGUCACAAGUGGAGACUGUGGAAAGCUCCCUUAGGUGGGCCAUGCCGUCUGAGGGUCGCUGCUGGGAGACUCUGCAGGCGCUGCGCAGUUCUGAGAAAGGUCGACUCUGCUACCACCGCGACUGGCUGCUGCGGGGCGAGAAUGUCUUGGAAGAAUGUAUGUCUCUUCCCAAGCUGUCUUCCUACUCUGGCUGGGUGGUAGACCAUGUCUUACCUCACGCACAAGAGAACCCACCUUCUUCUGAGACCUCAGCAUCCUCUAGAUCCGCCUCCGCCCUCGACCAACCUUCAUGUGUUCCCGGAUCGCCUGUCAGAACCCCUGCCUGCUCACCGUCCUCCUCAGCAACUCCAGAUGGACCCGAGGGCAAACAUGAGUCCCGGCAUACAGAACCUAUGGUACUUCAGUCCUCCCGGGGGAUCCAGGUGGAAGGCUGCAUCCGAAUGUAUGAGCUCGUACACAGGAUGAGAGGGACAGAGGGCCUGCGGCAGUGGCAAGAGGAGCAGGAGAGGAAGGUGCGAGCCCUCUCCGAGAUGGCAUGUGAGCAGCUGAAGCGCUUUGACGAGCGGAAGGAGCUACAACAUCAUAAGGAGCUCCGGGACUUCCGGGAAGUGAUGGAGAAGAGCUCCAGAGAGGCCCUGGGCCACCAAGAGAAGCUGAAAGCUGAGCAUCGUCACAGAGCGAAGAUUCUCAACCUGAAGCUUCGGGAGGCCGAGCAGCAGCGGCUGAAGCAGGCGGAGCAGGAGCGGCUGCGGAAGGAAGAAGGCCAGGCCCGCCUGCGGAGCCUCUACGCCCUGCAGGAGGAAGUGCUGCACCUCAACCAGCAGCUGGACGCCUCCGAGGCCCAGCCGCACGGAGACCUGCUAAAGCUCGACCCGGCUGCCCUCCGGACCCGAGGCAACCAGCUGUGUGGCCUUGUCUCGGGGAUCAUUCGGGCCACAUCUGAGAACGGCUUUCCCACAGCAGAGGACCAGGCUGCGGCGGAGAGAGCCCUGCAGGAAAUGCGGGACCUCCUGACAAGCUUGCAGCAGGAGAUCGCCAGGGCCUGUGAGAACAAGAGGAAGCAGGAUGAGGAGGCGACCCGAGAAAAGCGGCAGGAGUCAAAGAUGCAGCAGGGCCCGGAGGUCCCCAGAGAGGCCCCAGCUCCCAGCCAGGGCCCAGGAGGGAAACAGAAUGAAGACCUCCAGGUGAAGGUACAGGACAGUACAAUGCAGUGGUACCAGCAGCUGCAGGAUGCUUCUAGUCAGUGCGUGUUGGCCUUUGAGGAACUGACCAACAGCAAAGACAGUCAGGUCAAAAAGAUAAAGAUGGACCUCCAGAAGGCUGCCACCAUCCCAGUGAGCCAAAUCUCCGCCAUUGCAGGCUCAAAGCUGAAGGAGAUCUUCGACAAGAUCCAUAGCCUGCUCUCUGGAAAACCCGUUCAGUGUGGCGGGCGCUCCGUGUCCGUCACCCUGAACCCACAGGGCCUGGACUUCGUGCAGUACAAGCUGGCAGAGAAAUUUGUGAAACAAGGAGAGGAGGAGGUGGCCUCUCACCACGAGGCAGCAUUCCCCAUCGCGGUCGUGGCGUCCGGAAUCUGGGAGCUCCACCCCAGAGUGGGCGACCUCAUUCUCGCUCACCUCCACAGGAAGUGCCCCUACUCUGUUCCCUUCUACCCGGCUUUCAAGGAGGGAAUGGCGUUGGAAGACUAUCAGAGGAUGCUCGGCUACCAAGUGAAGGACUCCAAAGUGGAACAGCAGGACAACUUUCUGAAGCGCAUGUCUGGGAUGAUCCGACUCUACGCCGCUAUCAUCCAGCUCCGGUGGCCGUACGGGAGCCGGCAGGAGAUUCAUCCUCAUGGUUUAAAUCAUGGUUGGCGCUGGUUGGCACAAAUCUUAAAUAUGGAACCCCUGUCAGAUGUGACAGCCACCCUCCUCUUCGACUUCUUGGAGGUGUGUGGGAAUGCCCUCAUGAAGCAGUACCAGGUACAGUUCUGGAAGAUGAUACUUCUCAUCAAAGAAGACUACUUCCCCAGGAUUGAAGCCAUCACAAGCUCAGGACAGAUGGGUUCCUUCAUACGCCUCAAGCAGUUCUUAGAGAAAUGUUUGCAGCGCAAGGAGAUUCCUGUCCCCAAGGGCUUUCUGACUUCCUCCUUCUGGCGUUCCUGACGGCCCUCCGUCGCCUGCUCACCAUCACCGUUUUGUUUGAGAGGGACAAUAAUAAAGCAACUGAAAACAGCUGUAUUUGGGAGAAGUCAUGUCAGAUUUAGAAAUCCACCAAUAUAUUUGUACCUGGUGCUUCAGAGAGGAGACUUUUCAGGGUUCCCUAAAUCUCGGGGGUCUCUUCAAAGGCUGAAGGCUCUUUAAGGGGUCCCCAUGGUAGAGUAAAUGGCAUUAGCAUUUCUCAUUUCUGAAGUGUGGGGAGGAGCAGUUUAGUACGUGGUCUAAUCGUUCAUCCCCUUUGUGUCUGGUGUCUUUCAGGAAGGACGUAGUCCCUUCACCAUUUCCCUCUGAGCAGAAAUGAGCCCGCCCCUUCCACUGCACCCUUCCCCGCCCCUCAGUCCCGCUGUUCCUGGUCAGAGUAUGGUUAAUGGUCGAGGCCCACAUUCUCGCAGGCAGCUCCCGGUGUGGUGGUUGUGCCUUUCUCAGCCUGUGAAGUCGUUAUAAACUCAGAGGAAAUGCCUGUAGACGAAGAUUAAGUCCCAAAUUGUAUCAAAUAGUUAGCAUCUGGGACUAGGACCAUUGAUACAUGUUAUGUUGAAAAGAACACACUGUUGGUCCUUUUAAUUUGGAGUUUGGGCCCUGGAUGGCUAGGGAUGCAUGAAUCAAGGAUGGUGUGGGGGGGCGGCGGCGGCGGCGGCGGCGGUGUUUGUGAAUUUGGAUGAAGACAGGCCGAGAUGGGCUUACAACAUUACACCUGAGCCCGGCAUCUACGAGCAAUGACUCGGGGGUUACAUAAAAUAAAGGUGUUUGAGAGAACUUGGGAACUGCUUUAGAAUUGUUGACAUGUCCUGUGUAAAGAGCGAUAAUAGAUUCGCCUGACUAAAGCCACUACAGAAAUUCAGAGCUUGGCUGUUCAGAAAAGAAUUGAGGUUUGUUUCAGGAGAGACUCACCGUCUUCUGUACAACACGCAGCAGCUGUGGACCUACGCUGUACUACAUGUCUGCGGGGAGGUGUUCUGGGGGGCAGGGGGAUCCCCUGGUACUCUUGAGUGGCUUGAAGUGACACAUUCUGUGAAUCGUCGGCUCUGGUGCCAAAAAAACAAGGAAUAAAGCUUGAUUUUUAAAAACCCAU